CAUCUGGGCAGAAAUUUGCUGCGCGUGGGAUGAGAAGCUCUGGGAGCACCAGUCCAAACGCCCAAUAGAACACACAGAAUGCCGUUCAGGUAUCCAAUUCCAGCAUUAUCGGCAACUUGGGCUUAGAAGAGGCGUUGCUUGGCUAGCCGAAGUUUUCCUGUUCCUAUCGAAUCUCGCGCAGCCCCGUUCCCGACCACCCGUCGCGCCUGAUCGUCCAAUUCCCGAGACUCUACCUUGCUCCCUCCUCCCUUCGGUGGUCACCAUGUCCGCCUCGCGCGUCCCGGCCUGGAAGCGAUUGGGCCUCAAGCUCAAGGGGCCUGGAUCUGACGAAGCUAUCCCUAGCUCGGGAGGCCCCAAUGCAGGCACAAAGCCCUUCGCGCAGGUUCCCAAUGCCCACCAAACCCGUGCAAUUGGAAAUCCAGCGAGCGCCUUGAAAAGGAAACAACCAAGCUCUGCUUCCCAGGCGAACGCUGUCUCCACGCAUACACCGAAUAAGAAGCCGCGGACAGACGAGCAAAGGGCAGUGAAUGGCGGGACGCCGUCUUCAGUGAGGAAACAGGUCUCGUUCGCCGACGGUACCAAGGACAACACCAAGGCUAAGACCUCCGAGCCAUCAAAGAAGAAGGCCAAGAAGAAGAAGACCAAACAGACCACCGACACACCGAAGAGUGACUUCAGCCUCGAGCCCUCCCUAAACUACCUCCGCCAGUGGCACACGGCGAGGGAAGCUUGGAAAUUCAACAAGAACCACCAGACGCUUCUAAUCAAGUACGUCUUCGACGAGGGCAAAAUUCCCUCGUCCGACAUCUCGAUUUUCUACGAAUACAUCCGAGACCUAAAAGGAUCCGUUCGGACAAGGUUACGAGAGACGGCAGCGGAAAUCAAGAAGAAAGACAUGGAGGCCGGCCAGGGCGCAUUUCCGGCAUCAGUCAAGGACAGGGAGAGCAAGCAAAGAGAAUACGAAGAAACGAUAUCCCGAUUCUUGAAAGACCUCCAACAGUACCAGAAACAGCACAAUGGCAGCACGACCAACGCCAAUGGCAAGCGCGCCCUCGACGAAAUGAAGUAUGUCAUCCGGAUCGCCACCCCGGAGGUCAAGCAGCGCCUCCUCAAGCGCAUCCGCGCCGAGGUUAUCCUAGACGAGCUAUCAGACAGUGACGAGAGCACAACAUCAACAACAACAAUAUCCGCUAGCACAACAACCACGUCCUCCUCUGCCUCUUCCGGCGGCCAGGAAGAAGCCACCACCACUGCCACCGUGGACAGGAGCCGGCCACGGAGCGACAGCUCUCAGCAGCCGGCCAAGCGGAGGAGGCUAAGGAACGUGCGGACCGACAUCGCUGAUGACGACAGCAGCUCGUCCGAGUCGGAGUUGUCCGAGAGCGAGUCCGAGAGCAGCUCUAGCGAUGAUGAGUCGGAGGAUGAGGAGAUGGUAGAUGCGGCGCUCGACGGGGCAAGUUCGAGCUCGAGUAGUAGCAGCUCGUCAUCGGAAUCAGAAGGGGAAGAAGACUCAGAGAGUGAGUCGGACGCAGAAAGUGAAUCAGGGGGGAGUAGUAGCAGUGAGGAGGACUGAACAAGGGUUGUGCCACGAUGUCUGGAAGGAGGAAGGGCAGCCGAUGUUAGAAUACCCACGGAGAGUUGGAUAUGUAUUGUACCACUAUCCUAGUUGCACAACUAGCGUACGACCAUUCAUGUUCUAAAGCAAGAAUACCUGUAUUGUACCCCCAAAUGCUGUGGCACCGGAUGCUGCCACCCGAUGUCUAAA
Chaetomium strumarium is the source of this 1765-nucleotide messenger RNA. RefSeq lists its product as uncharacterized. The coding region runs from base 263 to 1573 and encodes 436 amino acids. The record is from RefSeq and is a predicted model, not a curated record. NCBI's taxonomy places the organism in Eukaryota, Fungi, Ascomycota, Sordariomycetes, Sordariales, Chaetomiaceae. The transcript has a single exon.